UCAUUACGCAAAAUGAAUGUCUCGUACACGUUAUAUACCAUCAUGCGAUAUUUAUCUAUAAAAAUACCAUAUUAUUUUUAAACGAAAUUACAGCAUAUAAGCACUUAUACUUUGUGUAUACGUAUUUGUCCUUUGUACGAUUUUAUAAACUCAUUUUCGUAUGUUUAAGCAUAUAUAUUGUAAAAUAGAUUCUACGCAAAUACAAUACUUAGAAUUAGUCUAAAAACAAUAAAGUGUACCUAUGAAAAUCUAUAAUAUCCAAGAGUCCCAAAUUUUUAUAUGAAGAUUGUUUGUACAUGUAAAUUUUACUGACAUCACGUAAUAGUGAAUUCGACAAACUAUUUCAUCAUGUAUAGGCGCGUUUUAUUAUUAGAAAAUGUUAUACUACAUAAUAAAAACAAUCUUAAUAAACAAUAUACAGAAAGAAUGUACAUGGCUGAAACUUCAAAAAUGAAAGAGUACGAAGGUCGUAAAUUAAUAGGGUUUUCGAUGGAGCAAAUAUACGAUGUUGUAACAGAUGUAGGCAAUUACAAAGAUUUCGUGCCGUUUUGUAAAAAAUCUGAUGUUAUAUCGAAAAACGAUGACAUUCUCAAAGCUAAUUUAGUAAUAGGAUUUCCACCUAUACAUGAAAGCUACACAUCGAAAGUGACAAUGAUACGGCCACGUUUGGUAAAGGCCGAGUGCACAGACGGCAAAUUAUUCAAUCAUUUAAACACGCUGUGGUUAUUCAGUCCAGGAUUAAAAAAUAAUGUACAAACAUGCGUAAUUGAUUUUUCAUUAUCAUUUGAAUUUAAAUCGAUUAUCCAUUCGCAUUUAUCGAACUUAUUUUUUAAUGAAAUUGUAAGGCAAAUGGAGAACGCCUUUCUCGAAGAAGCCAAACACAGAUACGGAAGACCAUGUAUAAAAACGGUACGUUUAGAGAGAUGA
Molecule: messenger RNA, 927 nt
Organism: Colletes gigas
Lineage: Eukaryota; Metazoa; Arthropoda; Insecta; Hymenoptera; Colletidae
Product: coenzyme Q-binding protein COQ10 homolog B, mitochondrial
Exons: 3
Coding region: 349-927 (192 amino acids)
Biological process (GO): cellular respiration; ubiquinone biosynthetic process
Cellular component (GO): mitochondrion
Molecular function (GO): ubiquinone binding
Source: RefSeq, a predicted model, not a curated record